Molecule: messenger RNA, 1453 nt
Organism: Trachymyrmex septentrionalis
Lineage: Eukaryota; Metazoa; Arthropoda; Insecta; Hymenoptera; Formicidae
Gene: BBS5
Product: Bardet-Biedl syndrome 5 protein homolog
Exons: 8
Coding region: 225-1238 (337 amino acids)
Biological process (GO): cilium assembly; intracellular transport
Cellular component (GO): ciliary basal body; BBSome
Molecular function (GO): phosphatidylinositol-3-phosphate binding
Source: RefSeq, a predicted model, not a curated record
AGAAAAAUAUAUCAUUUUUGUCCAUACUGAUUUCUCUCCUUUUUUUAUAUAUUAACGAUUCAAAUAUAUCUGUCGCGAUGUAUUUGCAUUGUGUUACGCGAAAGAGUAUGAGACCUACGUCAUUUUUGUUGUAUAUUUGUUGGUAUGACAAUAUUGAUUUUCAGCUUGAGCUAAAUCAAGUUCUUUCUGUACUACAGCAUUGUCCUGUUUAGUUGACGUCCAAAAUGUGGCAAGACAACCAAGUCAAAUUUGAUAUUUCUCAUUCUAAUAUGCAACUUCGACCUGGUGAACUUACCGUUGACAAACUUGAUAUGAUAGAAGAUACAAAAGGCAAUGGUGGGGAUUUAGGAAGACUAAUUGUCACCAACUUGAGAAUCAUAUGGCAUUCUUUAUCCUUGCCACGAAUUAACUUAAGUAUAGGCUAUAAUACAUUUAUCACAGUGAAUACGAAAAUUCUUCAUACGAUUCAUGGUGUAUAUGUACAAGCUCUUCACAUAUUAACUUCAUUUCGAAAUUGUCGAUAUGAAUUCAUAUUUACAAAUCACGACAUUAAAAGUACGAGACACUACACUUCGGUUAUAGGUGUUUAUAGAGCUUACGUGUCAUCGAAAAUCUAUAGAGAAAUUAAAUUGAGGAGUGGUAUUAUAUGUGAAAAUCGGCUGGUUUUAUUACCUCAAGAAAAGGUGCACUCCUCUGUGAAGGAUAUUUGGAAUUUAUCUAUUGAACAGGGGAAUAUCGGAACUUUUAUCAUAACAAAUAUACGUUUGGUAUGGUAUGCGGAUGUAAAUUACCAAUUUAAUGUAUCGAUUCCUUAUCUUACCAUCGGAAAUAUUACUAUAAGGACAUCGAAAUUUGGACCAACUUUAGUAAUUUUAAGUACAGAAACCAGUGGAGGAUACAUCUUAGGUUUUCGCGUUAAUCCCUUGCAACAGCUUCAUAUUACAUACAAAGAAAUAUCAAUACUUCGUUCAGAAUUUGAAAAAUUUCCUAUUUUUGGUGUGGAAUAUACAUUUGAACAUCAGGCACCUGCGCAAGAAGAGAUUAGUGUAGAACACUUCACUGAGAUACAAGAUAAUCAAGCUGAAAUAUCAAAUAUAUUUGGUUAUUAUUUCUCUGAGAGAGAAACAAGUCAAAGAAAGCCAAAUUAUUCGAUUCAUUUAGGACUUGCGACGGAAGAGCCAAGAGAAGGCAGCACAUUACAGAAUUUAUGGGAACUUGUACCAUCAUCUGUUAAUUGAUUUCUUUAAAUCAGUACUCAGCAUUAUAUGCAUAUUUUGGGCCGAUUCCGGCGAGCGACCCUCACUACCGCUCGAUACUCAGUGGCUGGGCCGCCGAGCACUCACGUGACAUUCUAGCUCAGGAGCAUCUAUGUAGCUUAAAUGUGCGGAGGUCAUAUCUUACGUUAUAAAAGAAUAUUUUUCUUGCAAAAUAAUUUUUAUUUUCUUAAAAAAAU